GGCGGGGGCGGGGCCGGCGCGCCUCCUCCGCCCAAUGAGGGCGAGGCUGCCCGCUUUCAGCCAAUGGGCGUUGGCGGAGGGGGGGAGCGCGCCUUGCGUUGCGCUUCCUUCCUUCCCCUCCGGAAGCCGCGCGCAGGUUCCCGUCGGGAUGGCGUCGGCGGCGGAGAAGCGGUGCGAGCGGCUGGAGGAGGCGUCGGCGCGUGCGGUGCUGGCGGGGGCGGACGCGGUGCUCUUCGACUGCGACGGCGUGCUGUGGCGGGGCGAGGCGGCGGUGCCGGGGGCGCCGGAGACGCUGCGCCUGCUGGAGGCCGCCGGGCCGGAGGGGAAGCGCCUCUGCUACGUCACCAACAACUCCUCGCGCACGCGCCUGGCCUACACGGAGAAGCUGAAGCGCCUGGGGUUCCCGCCGGCCGCGCCGCGCCAGGUCUUCGGCUCUGCCCACUGCGCCGCGCGCUACCUGAGCCACGCCCUCCCGCCGGGGGGCUCCGCCUACGUGCUGGGCGGGGCCGCGCUGAGCACCGAGCUGCAGGCGGCGGGCGUGGCCCACCUGGGCGUCGGCCCCGCCCCCCCGCCCGACUCCGCCCACUUCGGCUCGCGCGCCCCCCUUGACGCGGACGUGCGCGCCGUGCUGGUGGGGUACGACGAGCACUUCAGCUACGGCAAGCUCUGCCUGGCCCUGCGCUACCUGCUGCGCGGAGACUGCCUCCUGGCCGCCACCAACCGGGACCACCGCCUGCCGCUGGAGGGGGGCAGCGCCGUGCCCGGAACCGGCUGCCUCGUCAAAGCAGUGGAGACCGCGGCGGAGCGCGAGGCAUUCAUCAUUGGCAAGCCCAGCCAGUACAUGUUUGAGUGCGUGGCCAGCGAGUUCGACAUCGACCCUGCCCGCACCAUCAUGGUGGGCGACCGCCUGGACACAGACAUCCUCAUGGGGAACAACUGCGGCCUGACGACUCUGCUCACCCUCACGGGGGUCAGCACCCUGGAGGAAGUCCAAGGGCACAUGGAAAGCGACUGCCCUGAGAGGAAGAAGCUGGUUCCUGACUACUAUGUCGACAGCAUCGCUGAUCUCCUUCCUGCUCUGAAGGCUUAAAAGAAAGGGAAACUUCUUCAGCUUUUAAAAAGCUAUUUCCCGUCCCCUCCUCCCCCCGCCCUUAGCUGUUCGAGGCGGAUAAUCUCCCCUGGGUUACUGUAAUGUACGUGAUUGCUGCUUGCACAUUUGAGAUGCUUUUAGCACCUAACUUUCGAUUCGAGUUCUCUGUUUACAAAUUCCUUUAAAAUUGCACUUUGGAACAAAGAGGGAAGCGUGUUGCGUCAGUCCGCUUGCUGGCGUCGCAGAAGCGCCAGUGCGUCUGCAGCGUUAAAGGGUCAGGUUGAAGUUUAGCUUCCUUGGGCUGAAGGGGAUCGGGCACCUUGUGGGAAACUGUCACCGACUCUUUUGAAAUUCAGGGAACUGAGCAGUUUGAGGACAGACGCUCUAGAACUUGAUAUGAAGCUUAGUUUUGAUUCUUACUCAGGGCCAGUCUCAGGCAAGUGUGAUUUCAGGGGGAAAGUAGCCACUCAUAUUUUUGUCUAGGGGGGUUUUCAUCCUUCCUUUCUGCCCUCCCUCCCCCUUUUCACUUGCUCAGUAUGCAAAACACAAAUAAUUCUGUCUGUGUCAUGUGUUCUUCCACUUUAGACGUUUGUGUACAAAGUUAGGAAGGACUUCAGAUGUCUAUUUUAAAAUUAUCAUAUAUUGAACGUCAGUUUUAUUGAUGAGGAGGGAAAAGGAGAAAAAGGGAGAGAGAAGUGCUUGAUUUCUAGAGAUUCUCCUCAAGUUCUCUUGUUACACACUACCGCAGCAACUGUAUUUUUUGCAAGACUAAACACCAUUUUCAGUAAGGGGCCGGAACACCUGGAGAUUCCCAAAUUGUACCUGUUGUUGGAUACCAAAACCUGUAGGUCUGACUGAAAGUUGGAAGCCUUAGGUGGAAGAAGGAGUUACCCAGCUCAGCUGCUGGGAACAGCUGGGCCUUUGGUGGGAUUUCUCUGGUGUCAGUUUUGUUCUUUGCCCAUUUGAGAGUCUGUUUUGAGAAAGCAAGUACAGCUACUUGCAUGGUGCUUCCUGAUCAAAUCUUUCUUGAGAAUUGGAUGGAAAGACCUGGCAGGAAUCCUUGGCAGAUCCACCUUGGCCCCAGUGGCCUGCUGAGCGGGGCAGGUGGAAGCUUUGCAGUUUUGUGGCAAGUCAGAUGAAUUGUACUUCUUCAAGUGCCCAGGUAGCUUUCUGCCUGUGGCCCUAACUGCCAAAGUAUGUUAACAUUUCAAGGAACAAGAUCUGUAGAUUAGAAAGGAGCCAGGCCGCUCUUCUGGCAGCAGGGAGAGGGCGCUUUGUUUCGCCUUUCAAACAUUGCCAGGCAUCUUGGACCUGCUGCGCGGUCUGUGACUUUCCCUCGAUCUCAGACACUUGAAACGUGUACUGACUUUGCCGCCCUUCUGUGUUGUAGCAAUAAUUGUGUUGUCUACAGUGGAAGGUGUUUUGUAUCGAUACAUUUAGUGUCAACAUUUGUAUGACUUUUAACAGUACCUCUUUGGAAGUGUUAAAGGUGCCCAGUGAUCACUCGCGGCCCCCCUCCCCCCCCCCAUUAAUCCGUUUUCUAAUACUAAGCAUUUUGUCUGUACGCUCUUGGUUAAGCCUAAAUGUUGUUCUACACACAAGCCAUUUAUUUCUGUCUGGACUGACUUGAAAAUAGCACAACAUCCUUUUUUCCCCUGGUACUUGUGCUUAUGCAAUUUUUUUUGGAGAUUCAGGAAUGUGUAUUGAACAUGAUAAAUGUUGUUUAAAUCUUGUCAGUUUCUGCUCCGGCCUGUUUGCCAGAUCAACAGGGCCUGUUGCUUCUCUUACCUGUUUCUGACCUUGCGGUGCAGCUGCUGCUGCUGAAAACAUGGUGGGAAGCGAAUGCUGGGGGACUUUAAGAGUCACAUUAAACACAACAUCUGGCUGCA
Messenger RNA from Sphaerodactylus townsendi, 2979 nucleotides. It is a transcript of the gene PGP, whose product is annotated as phosphoglycolate phosphatase. The record is from RefSeq and is a predicted model, not a curated record. Bases 35 to 1090 code for a protein of 351 amino acids. Lineage: Eukaryota; Metazoa; Chordata; Lepidosauria; Squamata; Sphaerodactylidae. Gene Ontology annotation, molecular function: sn-glycerol 3-phosphatase activity. The transcript is spliced from 2 exons. Gene Ontology annotation, cellular component: cytoplasm.